This is a messenger RNA of Drosophila yakuba, 1032 nucleotides long. RefSeq lists its product as uncharacterized. The transcript has a single exon. The record is from RefSeq and is a predicted model, not a curated record. Bases 1 to 1032 code for a protein of 343 amino acids. NCBI's taxonomy places the organism in Eukaryota, Metazoa, Arthropoda, Insecta, Diptera, Drosophilidae.
AUGGAACAACUGACCUCGGCUCAGGUUGAGGAGUCCCCAGACACCUGCUUCUAUUUGCCGCACCACGCUGUCAUCAAACUGGACAGUCUGACUACCAAAUGUCGUGUAGUUUUUGAUGGAUCAGGAAAGGACAGCUCUGGAGUAUCGCUCAAUGACAGACUACAUAUUGGUCCACCGAUUCAACGCGAUCUUCUUGGCGUUUGUCUACGCUUCCGGCAGCACCAAUAUGUUUUAUGCGCAGAUGUUGAAAAGAUGUUUCGAGGCAUUAGAAUCUUUAAGCCACACACCAAUUUUCAGCGCAUUGUUUGGCGCAAGACUGAGAAUGAACCUCUGCUUCAUUUUCGCCUGCUGACGGUUACCUACGGAUUGGCACCGUCACCAUUUCUGGCUGUUCGAGUUCUAAAGCAACUUGCCGACGAUCAUGGCCAUGAAUACCCUGCAGCAGCUCACGCUCUUCUGCACGAUGCCUAUGUGGACGAUAUCCCUACAGGCGCCAACACACUCGAGGAGCUUAUGAUUCUCAAGGACGAGCUUAUAGCCCUCUUGGAUAAGGCAAAAUUCAAGCUACGCAAAUGGAGUUCUAAUAGUUGGCGUCUUCUGAAAUCAUUACCAGAGGAAGAUAAAUGUUUUGAACCUAUCCAGCUCCUCAACAAAUCAGCUGCGGAUUCACCUGUCAAAGUUCUUGGUAUCCAAUGGAACCCUGGGAAGGACGUUCUGUAUCUCAACCUAAAGGGAUGCGAUGCGACCAUUUCUCCGACGAAAAGAGAACUCUUGUCUCAGCUAUCAAGAAUUUAUGAUCCGCUUGGACUGGUAGCGCCGGUCACAGUUCUACUCAAGCUAAUCUUCCAAGAAAGAUGGACAAGUGUCCUGCAGUGGGACGACCCCAUUCCUGAAAGUCUACGUACGCGCUGGAGAGCCUUAGUAGAGGAGCACUUACGCAAUGCCAAAAACCACGGUAUAUUGCGUCACCAUUUCGAGAUGUUCAACUACACGGAUUCGCCGACGCAUCCUCGCACGCCUACGGUGCGGUAG